AUGCCCCCCGAUGCGGCGGCUCUACCCACUCCACCAGACAUACCACCGUGGAAGGACGGCCGUCCUUACUCGGUGGGGGGCAACAUGCAUUCCAACGGUCCGGUCACCAGACCAGCCUCUUAUUCGAAUGGCGCUCUGCCAGGACCACGACCUAGAUUUCCCAAUAUCAAAGACCUGCAGGAUCAGGCAGCGCUCUUGAAGGUGAACGAGAACACACCAAUUGACGUCCUACUGCGAACCGCGGCCGCAGCGUCUGAACAAGCGAAGAUCCUCGCGGACGGUGACGACUCCGACAAGGCUUAUGUACAGUAUCUGCGUGCGUCCGAGAUUACCAUUAACCUCAUCCCCCACCAUCCUGACUACCGGACAAUCCAAACCCGCAAUCCAGAGUUAUACAAGGAAUUCGCAGCUCUGAUGAUGGCGGUGCGAAGCAAGCAGGCGACGAUGGAUGCGAUUAAGCGUGAGAUCAUCGAGGACAACUUGAAUAGUAAUGUGCAGCCGACUGGGUCUUUCACGUCUACUUCACCACCAGCCUCCAGCUCUUUGCGAGGUCGGGAGAACCAUGAUCCAACAAACGCCUCUGUGAGGAUGCCGAGUCCAACGGAGUUUCAGCGGAUACCUGAUCCUCAAGUACAGCCCAAACAGUUCUCAGGCCCCGCAGGGGAUUCUCUGGCAGAACGCUUUGCGAGGUUGAAAACCUCCCGGACUCGCGAUGAGUCUAUUUCAAGUGUUGCAACGUCCACUGGGCAGUCCAUCAACGCGUACACCGCUAAUACACCUGCAACAAGCCAUGGUUCCCCAUACGGGUCACCCUCGAAACGCCCUAUGGGCCCUCGCAGCAUGGGAUCUCCAAACCAUAUUCCAUCCGUCCCUCCCAAACUCCCAUUGAGCACCUCUUUGCCACGUGCCCCGGACCCCGCUUACAGUCCGAUCUACACUGUAUCCACUCAGCCUCCUCCAAAUCCGCCACGAACGUCAACCGAGAGCACACGAUCGUUCAAUCAACGAUAUUCCCAAUUCACCAAUUCCCCACAUGGGAGUCCAAGUCGCGGCCUAGACGAUCACCCGUACCGGUCGCGAACACCAAAUGGAGUCAACUUGGGGCGCGAAACACGGAGUAACUCUCCAGACUUGCCCUAUAAUACCCAUAUUACAGCCGAAAACUUGAUGGAUUAUUUGCGAAAAUUCAAUGUCUUGGUAAUUGAUGUUCGUCCUCGAGACCAGUUUGACAGUGGUCAUAUCUAUGCAAAGUCGAUCAUUUGCAUUGAGCCGGUAGUGCUGAAAGAAAACGUGUCUGCCGAAGAACUUGAGGAACGCCUAGUCGUGUCUCCCGAUUACGAACAGACAUUGUUCGAGCGGCGCAACGAAUUCGAUCUCGUGGUGUAUUAUGAUCAACAGACGGCCUCCGUCAGCUACCUCGCAGGAUCCCCUGUAGGCACGUCGGCGCCGCAUUUGAGAGCGCUUCAUGACACAUUGUAUGAGUUCAAUGAGUACAAGCCAUUGAAGGCGGGACGACCACCAGCGCUGCUGCUUGGUGGACUGGAUGCAUGGAUUGAUCUUCUUGGGCAGCAAUCGCUUGCGACGUCUUCUACUGCUGCUGUUAUGGGAUCUCUGCAGGCCAAAAAGCCCGUUCCGAGACCCGGAAGACCACUUGGUCGGGUUCCCACCAUGGCCAGUGCCAAUUCCAGUCUAGAAGUACGCAAGAGGAGGUUGCGCGAAUUUACACCGCUCAAUUCGGAGGAGUUGUCGGCAUGGUUGGAAAGGUCGAAAAACGAGGAGAUUGACACCAGUCAUUAUCUGGAGGAGGAACCGUUGACCGAAGAGCCGCAGGAGGAGGGUCAGCCCGAGCCCAUCACUCCAUUUGUGCAUUCUUAUGAGGCCUUUUUGCGCCGCUUCCCGGAGCCCCAGCAUAUCCAACAGUCCAUGAUGCACCCAGGGUCCCAACCAUCUACGCCAGUCGCGAACUAUCCUGCUCCCGUCCCAGUGGCUCCUUCGCGGCCACCUCCUGCGGUCCCUCGUCCCAGUUAUAGCGGUGUCUCUGACGGUCGUCACAUACAGCCCCAUCUGGAGCGACAAAUUUCGGCAAAUCGCGUGGCCUUGUAUACAUCGAACUCGUAUCUCAGCCGUCUCAAGCUUCCACGAACGGGCCUACACAACUUUGGUGUCACCUGCUAUAUGAAUUCCACCAUCCAAUGUCUCAGCGCAACCGCCAUGAUGAGUAAGUUCUUUAUCGACGAUCGGUACCGCUAUUACGUGCAGAAGAAUUGGAAGGGCUCGCAAGGAGUGAUGCCGGGUCUAUAUGCAAAUCUCAUUCGGUCCCUUUGGAAGGGCGAUGUGGAAGUGAUCAUGCCUACGUCUUUUCGCAACUUCUGUGGCCGCCUGAACCGGGAGUGGGCCAUUGAUCGACAGCAAGACGCAAAGGAGUUCUUCGAUUUCCUCGUGGACUGUUUGCAUGAAGAUCUCAACAUCAAUUGGCAGCGCAACCCCCUGCGGCCCUUGACCUUUUCGGAGGAGAUGCAACGUGAGCGAAUGCCUGUACAGAAAGUAUCGGGAAUUGAAUGGAACCGUUACUGCCAUCGGGAAGACUCUUUCAUCUCAUCGCUGUUUGCCGGUCAGCACGCCAGUCGACUGAAAUGCACCACCUGCCGCAAGACAUCUACCACCUACGAAGCCUUUUACAGCAUCAGCGUCGAGAUUCCGCCUGACGGUACCGGUGAUAUUUACCAAUGCCUGCGAAGCUACUGCCAAGAGGAGAUGCUUAGCGGCGAGGAGGUCUGGAAAUGCCCGCACUGCAAGUGCGACCGUAUUGCGACCAAACAGAUUAUCAUCACGCGAGCUCCGCAGAUCCUAGUCGUCCAUUUCAAGCGCUUCUCCGCAUCCAAGACUCAGAGCGCGCGCAAGAUCCACACUCCAAUCGAGUUCCCCUUGUACGGCCUUCGCAUGGAUGACUUUGUCGUCCCGUACCCAACCUCCGGCCCGCCAUCCGAGCCCAGCACGCCCGGUAUCAUGAGCGCGACCACGCCUCCAUUUACAUACGACGCCUUUGGAGUGCUGCGGCACAUUGGAUCAUCUAUGGGUAGCGGUCACUAUAUAUCGCUAGUACGGGACGCCGAACGGCAGUGCUGGCGCCGGUUCGACGACGAGCGGACGACCGAAUUCAACCCGCGUGAUCUGCGGGCGCGCGACCGGCUGCAGAAUGAGCAGGCGUAUAUUGUGUUUUAUGAGCGAGUUCCAGCGAAAUGA
This is a messenger RNA of Penicillium daleae, 3243 nucleotides long. Its product is annotated as putative ubiquitin C-terminal hydrolase. Gene Ontology annotation, cellular component: cytoplasm. Gene Ontology annotation, molecular function: cysteine-type deubiquitinase activity. NCBI's taxonomy places the organism in Eukaryota, Fungi, Ascomycota, Eurotiomycetes, Eurotiales, Aspergillaceae. The coding region runs from base 1 to 3243 and encodes 1080 amino acids. Gene Ontology annotation, biological process: protein deubiquitination. The transcript has 3 exons. The record is from RefSeq and is a predicted model, not a curated record.